AUGACAGGACAGAGUAAGCAAGACACCUUGGCAGAUAUGGGCGGGAACUGGAUUCCUGACUCCUCUGCUGUCAAAGGUGUAACUGCAGUAAAGAGACAUCGAAGCUUAACACCGCCUAGAAAAUACCCAUAUAGAGGAAGACUUGCAUUACAAUUAAUGACACCUCAAACAAAAUUGAAAAACGGAGGAUCUAUCAUUCAAAAUCAUGAAACAGAGUCAUAUGGCAUUGGAGCUACUGAAACUUUAUAUGAAAAGUCCAUGUUUAUCGGAGAACCAAACAGGAUAAAAUCUUCAUGCAAUAAUUUGAUACAACAACAAAGACGUGAUAUGUAUGACGGACCACCCCUAUUACGUGACCUCGAGGUAAACAUAAGGUAUGGUGGCAAUCCUACCAACCUGCAAUUAUCUGGUGACCAUGAUGGUAUGCUACCACCAGCUAUUAGUACACCAGACAGGACCAUGGUAGACCAAAUACACAAUAACAAUAUGAUCAUACCUACCAGAUCAUGUACAUUGGACGACCGUAUACAAUGCCGAAAUAAUAUGGUAUCGAGAUUACCCAGCCCUAUACCCAUGGACGAAAACAACGUGAAUUACUACAUCUCACAAAAGAUAAAUGAUGAAUUGGAAUCUUUUACACUGGAAACAGAUACAAAUGACUUUAUGCACAUAACAACAGGGAAUACGCAAUGUCACUCCCAUGGCAGCCAAUUAAGCGCAGGUUUAGAAACCAUAUCACCAAGUUGUAGUGACACUGGGCGCAGCCCUUAUGUCACCAUUUCUUCUAGCACACGUGAGAACAUCAAGGUAGUAAUACGGUUACGCCCAAUCGAUGCAUCGGCAAUACCCGCGAUUAGGAUUAUUGAUAACGUGGUGGAGGUACAGAAACCUGGCAAUGCAAGAAGCGUUUUGGAUUCACAGAGACCAAAAAUAUGUAAAUAUAAGUUCGACCAUGUAUUCGAUGCAACGGCAUCACAAAUAGAUAUUUUUGAAGCUACCGCUAAGGAGCUUAUCCCCAAGGUUUUCCAGGGCAACAACGGCACGGUAUUCGCAUAUGGGUGUACAAGUGCAGGUAAAACGUACACAAUGCUAGGUGACGAUAAUAACGAUGGGAUAGUGCAAAUGUCAAUACAAGCUCUUUUCGACUACAGAGCGGAAGAAACACUAGAAUCGGAUAUAUCAUUCUCGUUCAUGGAAGUUUAUAACGAAUCUGUUUUCGACUUACUAUCGCCUGUACAACGACCUCUAGAUAUACAAGAGGAUAAUGGCGAGGUGCGAGUAUCGCACCUGACAUCUUCGAAAGUGGAUGAUUUGGAAACAGCACUUGCACUGUUGUCCAAGGGCAUGAAGGCACGAAAAAGAGCAAUGACAGAUGCCAACAGACAUUCAAGCAGGUCACAUGCGAUAAUACAGGUUACUGUGGAUAUUAACGGUGUAAGAGCAAGAUUAUCGUUCGUAGACCUCGCAGGAUCAGAACGGUCAGGAUCCAGUGAUGGUAGUGGUGAUAGAAUGAAAGAAAGUUCAUAUAUUAAUCAAUCACUUCUGGCAUUGGCAAACUGUAUCAGUACCCUAUCUGAUACAUGUUCAGGUCGUAUUAAGGUGAAGUAUCGUGACAGCAAGCUGACACUGUUAUUGAAGAAUGUACUCUUUAGUAACGCCUAUGUUGUGAUGAUAACCGCUAUACACCCAGGUUUACAAUUCUUACACGAGAGCUGUAACAGUUUGGUUUAUGCGCGUAGGGCUAAAAACGUUAAAGUUGAAAUGGAUGUACAGAAGGAUUGCACAGGCGCCACUGACCACUCUCUAGCAUUAAAAGAAGCACACAUUGCCAUCGCACUUAUCGGCGAGACAAUUAAUGAUGAGUCACGUGAUGAUGCGAUAAGGGUUCUCCAAGCGACACCAUUGUCUGGCAAAAGGCAGUUGAUCAGCCUGCUAAACUCGCGCUACCAUCGAGAAAUGCGCAAGCUUCACCAAUGGGAGGAUACUGAACGCCAUAAAACAGGUAUAAGAUGGACAGAAGUAUUACGUCAGCGCAUGGAUGCUGUCAACAGGGGUGAACAAUUUACACACUUUGAACAACCUUCCACAUCGUAUUACAAUGUAGAACCUGAUCUUACACCGGAAAUGGAAGAUUCACAACCUCAAUCACCUGAACCUUCCGACAACGAGUUCGACGAUGCAGAUGUAGAGAGCGCUAACCCACAAGAGUCAUUGGACAGUGAUGCUGUCAUAGCCGGGGCUACGAAGGAAGCAGCUCCGCCAGAACCACCACGGCCUCAAAAUGUACCAGUGGAUCAUUUGGAUGAUUCGGAAUCCGAUACUAGCAUAUCAGAUAUUAGUGAGCUUGAUGAUAAGGAGCCAGAGACCAAGGAUGUUGUUAUCGGGAUGUUAGAUAAGAUCACACGACCUAGUAGUAAGAGGACGGCCACUCCUAUGUGGAAGGUUAAGCUAAAAUAUGGUGUACUUCAGGGGUCAUAUGUUGUGCCUUCGGAAGACGAGCCGCCAUCAAGGCGUUUCGCAAUAAUGACACUGGUACCCAUACCUAACCCUCGUGUCUUCCUAGACAUAUCUAUCGGAGGUAGAAAUGCAGGACGCAUGAUAUUCGAGCUAUUCAUGGACAAAUUACCUUAUACAUGCGAAAACUUCCGAGCGCUAUGUACAGGGGAGACAGGUUUGGGUUACUAUCUACGUCCUAGAUGGUACAAGGAUACACCAAUACAUCGCAUAGUUUCUGGAUUUGUAAGUGGAUACAUAAAUAAUAUGCACCUGACACAGAUGUGCCAAGGUGGAAAUUUUAACACUGGCAACUCUUAUGGAGGCGAAUCGAUAUAUGGUCAAUAUAUGGCUGACGAAUCAUAUGCAUAUAUGCAUUCCAAACGUGGGGUCUUGGGUAUGGCAAAAACAAGACACAAACAUUCCAAUGGAUCGCAAUUCUAUAUCACAUUCAAACCUUGCUCACAUCUAGACAAUAAAAUGGUCGUCUUUGGUCACCUGGAAUACGGCGACGAAGUUCUAGAUGCAAUAGAGGAGCAAGGAUCUAUGCUUGGCAGGCCAAAAAGGCCAGUCAGCAUAUACAACUGCGGUGAAAUACCGCUAGAUUGUGUAUAUGAUCCAGAUUUAAACAACCCUGUACGCAAGGAUGCGUCGAUUUACAUAGCAAAAACGGAUAGGGAGAAACCCAUUUUUCGCAAAGAACUAUGGGAUCGCGAACAGUCUCCAAAACUCAUCAUACCCGAUGAAGUAUACAAACGUGCACAUUAUAACUUUUAA
Molecule: messenger RNA, 3270 nt
Organism: Babesia sp. Xinjiang
Lineage: Eukaryota; Apicomplexa; Aconoidasida; Piroplasmida; Babesiidae
Product: Kinesin-like protein KIF19
Exons: 13
Coding region: 1-3270 (1089 amino acids)
Biological process (GO): transcription initiation at RNA polymerase II promoter; protein peptidyl-prolyl isomerization; microtubule-based movement
Cellular component (GO): transcription factor TFIIA complex
Molecular function (GO): microtubule binding; ATP binding; microtubule motor activity
Source: RefSeq, a predicted model, not a curated record